AUGGUGAACGUAGCCACUUUGGGAAGAAAGAAGGUAAUAUUAGUCCUAUUAUAUCAUAGGAAAAUUGAAAUCAGGAAGAAGAUGAGACUCUUUUUAUUUCUAAUAAUUUGCAAGUGUGCCGUAAAUGGUGUCAAAACACUCAGUGCAUCAAAUCCCAAUGUCAUUUUACUGAUGGCUGAUGAUCUUGGUAUUGGAGACCUGGGAUGUUACGGGAACAGAACCUUAAGAACCCCCAAUAUUGACAGACUAGCAGAGGAAGGAGUGACACUCACUCAGCAUAUUGCAGCAUCCCCACUUUGUACUCCAAGCAGGGCAGCUUUCCUGACAGGUCGAUAUCCUAUCAGAUCAGGAAUGGCUUCCUUCUCACGAGUUGGUGUCUUCUUAUUUUCUGCCUCUUCUGGAGGACUUCCUUCUGAAGAAAUAACUUUUUCCAAACUCCUGAAACAAAGUGGUUAUGCAACAGCUCUAAUAGGAAAGUGGCAUCUUGGAAUGAACUGUGAAAGCAGUAAUGACUUCUGUCACCACCCCCUCAGUCAUGGAUUUGAUUACUUUUAUGGGCUUACCGUGACCAAUUUUAGAGACUGCAAACCUGGCCAAGGCAGCGUGUUUUUAAAAGGGGUUCAGAAAUCCCUUGUCAUCCCAAUCCAAAUUGUUGGAAUCACCCUCGUCUCUUUGGCAAUAGUGCAGUACAUUGGCUUUCUCAAAGUACCUUUCCAUGCAUUGGGCUACUCCUUGUUAAUAACUGUUAUUUCACUUGGAGUUUUGAUUUUUUUCUUUCAUCAUUUCCGACACUUGAACUGCUUCUUAAUGAGGAAUCAUCAAAUUAUCCAGCAACCGCUAUCCUAUGAGAACCUUACUCAGAGACUGACAAAGGAAGCCAUGCAGUUUAUAGAAAGGAACACUGAUGCUCCAUUUCUUCUUGUCCUGUCUUAUCUUCAUGUCCAUACUGCUCUAUAUGCGUCAGACAAUUUCAGAGGAAAAAGCAAGCAUGGUUUGUAUGGGGAUGCAGUGGAGGAAAUGGACUGGAGUGUAGGUCAGAUCCUAGAUGUGCUGGAGAACUAUAAUUUGAGUGAUAAAACUCUUGUAUAUUUUACAUCUGACCAAGGGGCUCAUAUUGAAGAAAUAUCCAGUUCUGGAGAAGUCCAUGGGGGAUACAAUGGCAUAUUUAAAGGUGGAAAAUCAAUGAACUGGGAAGGAGGUAUUCGUGUGCCGGGGAUUCUCCGUUGGCCUGGAGUGAUACAAGCCAGUGCCUAUAUUGAUGAGCCAACAAGUAACAUGGAUAUAUUUCCAACCAUAGUUAAACUUGCCAAGGCACAGUUACCCUCUGACAGAAUUAUUGAUGGACAUGAUCUGAUGCCCUUACUUCAAGGAAAAGUUACCCGAUCCAAGCAUGAAUUUCUCUUCCAUUACUGUAAUGCAUACUUAAAUGCAGUGCGCUGGCAUCCAGGAAACAGUGAAUCUGUCUGGAAAGUCUUCUUCUUCACUCCAAACUUCAGUCCUGAAGACUCUAAUGGUUGCUACAAUUCUCAUGUUUGCUUCUGCCAUGGAGGAUUUGUCACAUGGCACGAUCCUCCACUGCUCUUUGAUCUCUCCAGAGACCCUGAAGAGAAGGUUCCACUGACUCCAAAAACAGAGAGCCAUUUCUAUGAAAUCCUCGGGGUCAUACGUCUAGCAGUAGACAACCACAUCAAAUCCCUGCAUGCUGUCCCUGACCAGCUGUCAUGGGAUAACCUUCUCUGGAAGCCGUGGCUCCAGCUGUGCUGCUCAUCUCUACUUCAGUCUUGCUACUGUGACUAUGACUCAGAAGGGAGCCUACUGGAAGUACAUUCAGGAUAA
Messenger RNA from Colius striatus (speckled mousebird), 1836 nucleotides. RefSeq names its product steroid sulfatase (gene STS). Gene Ontology annotation, molecular function: arylsulfatase activity. The record is from RefSeq and is a predicted model, not a curated record. The transcript is spliced from 11 exons. NCBI's taxonomy places the organism in Eukaryota, Metazoa, Chordata, Aves, Coliiformes, Coliidae. The coding region runs from base 1 to 1836 and encodes 611 amino acids.